Messenger RNA from Closterium sp. Naga37s-1, 5826 nucleotides. The record is from the annotation of a GenBank genome assembly. Lineage: Eukaryota; Viridiplantae; Streptophyta; Zygnematophyceae; Desmidiales; Closteriaceae.
CUGUGGGUGCUAGACUCGGUUCCGGGCCGCAUAUCUGACUGCACGUUGGGGGAGGAUGCGGAGCGGAGGGACGUGGAGCGAGUGAUUGCAACGCUGCAGGAGCUGCCCCGCCCUAUUCCCUCCAAAAGGUGGCUCCUCCAGGAGCUGACUCAGCGCCGAGGCUUCUCCUCAGGCUUGGCUGAGUGGCUUGCCACGAGCCUCAGGCCCAUAGCUGGUUCGGCUGGUUCGGCUGCUGCCGGGGCUGGUGUGAACGGGGAGAUGGAUUGGGUAUUCAACCUGGAUGGCGCUGUUUCUCUCUACAACAGCUACAGACAAUCCCAAGAGCUUCAAGUAGAGAGGAUUGGUAGGGCGGUUCAAUCGGAGCCCAAGUUUGUGAAGCCAGGAGCAGGUGAGGGAGUGAAGUGGGGAUUGGUGCAGCAGCCGUGGCACCAACCCAUGCAGACCCAGGCGCAGAAAGUUCAGCAACAGCAGCAGCAGCAUCAGCUAGAGCAGCAGGAGGAGGGAGAGGUACCUACGGAGAAGCAGGUGGAAUGUGGUUGCACACAGGUGCACUUUGUGAAAGGGGAGAGGAGCGGCGUGUGGAAAGCCAAGUGCCUCGCUGACUUGGAGGAGGCAGUUGCUGAGUCGGCGAAGUGCGAAGAAGAGAGCUUGGAUUCGCUGAGGAAUGAGGGUGAUGAGGUCCCUUCAUCAUCCAUACCUGCUUCCCCGCUUCCUCUCCCCUUCCUUCCCCCUCCCCUCUUAUCUCUCACUCUAUUGCAAACUCUCACCUUCACUCCCCUUUCCCCUUCCCUGAUGUUCCCCCUUUCCCGUCUUCCGCCGCCCGCCGCGUCCCCCGCUCGUUCCCCCCCGCUCCUUCCGCCUCCUCCGCCCCUCUCCACGUGCGCCCGCCCCCUUCCUCCCUCCUUCGCGUGCAGCGACAUCGCCCCUGCUGGCGCGCGCUUCGCGUCGCAGCUCGCAGUGCGCAACCGCAUGAAGUCGGUGCGCAGUAUUCAAAAGAUCACCAAGGCAAUGAAGACGGUGGCGGCAUCCAAGCCUGUUACCCCCCCACCCCCCCACCCUCUUCCCCCCAACCCCUCUUCCUCCAACCCCACUUCCCUCCUGUAUUUUUCAGUGCGCAACCGCAUGAAGUCGGUGCGCAGCAUUCAGAAGAUCACCAAGGCAAUGAAGAUGGUGGUUAAUGCUUCCCCCCCACCUCCUUCCUUCUCUUGUCCCCUCCCUCUAUCAUCUCUCCCCCCUUCCUUCAGUGCGCAACCGCAUGAAAUCCUGCGCAACCGCAUGAAGUCGGUGCGGAGCAUUCAGAAGAUCACCAAGGCAAUGAAGAUGGUGGCGGCAUCCAAGCUGAGGGGCGUGCAAGGCAAGACGGAGCAGAGCCGCGGCAUGUGGCAGCCCUUUACCGCCCUCCUUGGCGAUAACCCCACCCUGGUGACUCCUCGCACGCUGAUCAUCGCCGUGUCAACGGACAGGGGGCUGUGUGGUGGUAUCAACUCCACUGUUGUGAAGCACAGCCGUGCCGUCUCUGCCAUCUCCGCGCCCUCCGAGGAGAACAAGUCGGUGUUUGUGAUUCUGGGUGAGAAGGCGAAGCUGCAGCUGCAGAGAGACGCAAACAACACCAUUCUCAUGACCGUGGCUGACACUCAGAAGCAGGGCAUCAACUUCACGCAGACGUCCAUGAUAGUGGACGAGAUUCUCAAGAACGUGGAGUUUGACACGGCUCGCAUCAUCUACAACCGCUUCAACUCCGUCGUCGCCUUUGUGCCAACUGUCUCCACCGUGCUCUCGCCCGAGGUGUGGUGCGCCCACCACAUCAUCUACAACCGCUUCAACUCCGUCGUCGCCUUUGUGCCAACUGUCUCCACCGUGCUCUCGCCCGAGGUGUGGUGCGCCCACCACAUCAUCCACAACCGCUUCAACUCGGUCGUCGCCUUUGUGCCAACUGUCUCCACCGUGCUCUCGCCCGAGGCCCUUCUCAAGGAGGCAGCGGAGGGUGGCAGUGCGAGCCAGCUGGCAGAGUAUGAGAUCGAGGGCGAGGAGGGGCAGUACUCUCCUCAAGGAGGCAGCGGAGGGCGGCAGUGCGAGCUAGCUGGCAGAGUACGAGAUAGUGACCAAGGAGGGGCAUGUGUGGGCUUGUCACACACCUUUUCUGUCAUCCUUUCACCCCCAUACCACGCUUCCACCCCCCACCAGACUCUCCUCAAGGAGGCAGCGGAGGGCGGCAGUGCGAGCCAGCUGGCAGAGUACGAGAUCGAGGGCGAGGAGGGCCAGGAGGAGCUCUUCCAGAACCUCUCCGAGUUCCAGCUCGCGUCGGUGAGUGUGGAUGGGUGGAGUGUGGUGGAGGGUGGUGGAGUGUGGUGGAGGGGCGUAUAUGGAGUUGGCUCAAACAUUGUGAAGGGCCAGGAGGAGCUCUUCCAGAACCUCUCCGAGUUCCAGCUCGCGUCGGUGAGUGGGGUGGAUGGAAGGAGAGAUGAGUGUUCGCGGUGUGCCGGAAGAGAGAGGGCUUGCAUGUGGCAUGGAGGGGCUCCAACAGCGUGGAGGUGCUCCAACAGCGUGGAGGGGCUCCAACAGCGUGGAGGGGCUCCAACAGCGUGGAGGGGCUCCAACAGCGUGGAGGGGCUCCAACAGCGUGGAGGGGCUCCAACAGCGUGGAGGGGCUCCAACAGCGUGGAGGGGCUCCAACAGCAGGAGGGGCAGACUUUUGAGUCGACUCAAAAAGCAUGGAGGGGCUCCAACAGCAGGAGGGGCAGACUUUUGAGUCGACUCAAAAAGCAUGGAGGGGCUCCAACAGCAGGAGGGGCAGGAAGAGCUCUUCCAGAACCUCUCCGAACGCUCUACAACGCGCAGCUGGAGAAUGUGUGCAGUGAGCAACGCUCUACAAUGCGCAGCUGGAGAACGCGUGCAGUGAGCAGGGAGCGCGCAUGUCAGCAAUGGACAACUCCUCCCGCAACGCCUCCGACAUGCUUGGCCGCCUCACUCUCUCCUACAACAGGUCUCGCCAGGCCACCAUCACCACGGAGCUUAUCGAGAUUAUUUCUGGUGCUGCGGCUCUGGAGGGCUAAGGCCAAUGCUGUCGUUACCGAUUUGUGGCAGCAUUUUCUAGACGCGGCGCUGCUGAAUCGCACGCUGGUGUUCCCAUCGCACGGGCCCGGAGUGGACUAUGACUACGAGCGGCUGUUGGAUAUGGAGGCGCCCAGACGCUGCUUUGGCAACCAGACGUUCCUGACGCUGGAUGAAUACGCUGCCAUUCAGGAAGCAAAGGUGGGUACCUUUGGGAGAGUGUGCCAGGGUUGGGAGCGGUGGGAAGGUGUCCAGAGGCUUUCCGGACAGCAGCUGAGGUGGUGGGUUGGGAGCGGUGGGAAGGUGUGUAGAAGUGUUCCCAUUUUACUGCACGGGCCCGGAGUGGACUAUGACUAUGAGCGGCUGUUGGAUAUGGAGCCGCCCAGACGCUGCUUUGGCAACCAGACGUUUCUCACUCUCGACGAAUGCGCCGCUAUCCAAGAGGCCAAGGUUGAUUGCAAGAGGAGGUGGGGGGCGGUGCUGGUGAGUGGUAGGGUGGUGUUCCUACCACACGGGCCCGGGGUGGACUAUGACUACGAGCGGCUGUUAGAUAUGGAGGCGCCCAGGCGGUGCUUUGGUAACCAGACGUUCCUCACUCUUGACGAAUACGCCGCUAUUCAAGAGGCCAAGAACCCCAAGAGGAGAAAGAGCGCACCUGUGAUGGUGGUGGACGUGUUCAUAUGCCACGUGCACCAUUACCAGACGGAGAGGGAGUGUGGUUACAUCCGACAACGGUACCAGCAGUUGCACAUCCACUUUGCUAAAACGGUCAUCCCGGAAAAACGUACGCCAAGCCCCUGGUUUAAAUACCCCUCCAAAGAGUUUAUGUCCCUCUUUAACUACGACGAUUCCGUCAUCGCCUUUGGGAACAUGUUUGGCGUGAGCGGGCAGGAUUUACGUUUUCACCAUGCCCGCCCGCUCGUGGUGCUGCCCGGAUGCAAAUACUACAUCAUGCCCUCACCCAUGGUUCGCCAGGCCGCUGCUGGGUUUAUCAACUCCUACCUCGGCAGCAGCACCAGCAGCAGUGAUAGUAGCAAUGCAGGUGGUGAUGCUGCUGGUGGGGGUGUUCGGGCUGCUGGUGAUGGUGGUGCUGGUGGAACCGGGGGUGGUGGGUUCAUGGCAUUGCACAUGAGACGAGGCGAUUUCUACCAGCAUUGCGUCAACAUGAAGGGGCAUUCCAAGUUCGCCUGCUACCACCCGAUCCGCCAGCUGGCGGCCUGCGUGGCGCGGCGAUUGGACGAGAAUCCGGGCGUGCGGGCGAUUUACCUCUCGACUAAUGGGGAUGAUGAUGAGGUGAGAAUGUUCCGGGAGUUUCUCGCGUUUGAACGGGCGAGACCGCGGAAAUACGUCGUAAAUGGGACGACGGAGGAUGGACGUGUGGGGAGUGUGGUUCGGGGGUGGGGGGGAGGGGGAGGAGGCGGAGACGGGGGAGGGGGGACGGUUUUGGGCAGGCGGAAUGCGGACAGUCAGGGGGAUAGCGGAGGGUUUGGCGGGGAGCGGUGGGGGAGGCAAAGAGUAGGCGGAAGAAGCGGGGAGGGCGUGAGAGCGCGGCUUGGCGACGGCGGAGGCGGAGGGGGAGGGGGAGGCGGAGGCGGAGGGGGGGAGAGGCGCAUUGCGAGGCGGAAGGCGUGCAAGUUCUGGCUGGGCGGAAGCUGCAACCGCCAUAACUGCACGUUCCUCCACGCCCACACGACGGCUGCUGACGUGGAGAUGAUGACAGAGCUGACGGGGCAUGAGAAGGUGUGUGCGUGGGGGAGAGGGGGAGGCUGUGCGUGUGGUGCGUGCGGGCCACAGCUCUAUCAAGGAGUACACGGCAGUCAACGAGUCAAUGAGUACCAAACCCUUCACAUCUUGCGCUUUCUAUUCCCUCCUCUCUUCCAUCCCCCGCAGGUGGUGGUGCGCGCCAUAGCUCUACCGGAGAGCUCCUCUCAGCUGUACACGGGCAGUCAGGACGGGACCAUCCGCGUGUGGGACUGCACUUCGGGGCAGUGCGUGAGUGUGGCGAGCAUGGGAGGGGACGUGCGAGCACUGAUCACCAACUCUGGAUGGCUCUUUGUCGGCCUGCCCAACCUUGUCAAGACGUGGGUGCUGGCGAGUGGGGUGCAGGGCGACUUGCCGGGCCCCACAGGGUCGGUGCACCAGCUGUUGUUGCACAACGGCAUGCUCUUUGCCGCCUGCUCUGAUGGCAAGAUCCUGUGUUGGAAGUUCAACCCGGCCUCCCAGCAGUUCGAGCCCGUGGCGUCACUGAUGGGCCACAGGGCUGCUGUGGUGUGCCUUGAAGCCACUGCCACGCACCUCUUUUCCGGGUCCAUGGACAAGAGCAUCAGAAUAUGGGAUCUCAGCACGGGGGCAUGUGUGCACAUAGUGCCGGCUCACGACCACGUGGUGAUGGCGCUGGUGGCCUGGCAAACUCACUUGCUCUCCUGCUCGCUGGAUGGGACAGUCAAGGUGUGGGCGCCGUCAGCAGCAGGAGGGGGCGCCAUCGACCUGGCGUUCACUCACACAGAUGCGGACGAUAAGGGAGGCAGCGGGCAGACCGACAGAGAGCCUGAUGGAGCGCUGGCCAUGAAAGUGAGCACGGACCUGGCAGGCAAUCAGGUGCUCAUGGUGGCAUACAGUGACAACUCUGUUCGCCUCUACGACCUCCCAUCGUUCACAGAGCGGGGGGCGUUGUUCACGGUGCAGGAGGUGCGAUCGCUGUGUGUGGGGCCCAGCGGUCUCAUGUUCACCGGUGACAGUGCAGGCACCGUCAAGGUGUGGCGAUGGAAGCAGUGA